Exophiala oligosperma is the source of this 1030-nucleotide messenger RNA. RefSeq lists its product as uncharacterized. Gene Ontology annotation, molecular function: O-methyltransferase activity. The coding region runs from base 95 to 778 and encodes 227 amino acids. The record is from RefSeq and is a predicted model, not a curated record. Lineage: Eukaryota; Fungi; Ascomycota; Eurotiomycetes; Chaetothyriales; Herpotrichiellaceae. The transcript is spliced from 2 exons.
AAGAAGGCAGGAGGGGGCCGAUGUUUGUUCUUGUCUGGCAUAGUUACGGCUUAUCCUGAAUACUUGGACAUUCCCCAAACCCUCCUCGGACAACAUGGCCGCUCAAAUGCCCAACCCCCUCGAAGCCCCUUCGCAAGUGCUGGAUCUCUUGGACCGUUUACAUAAAGAAUCCGAGUCGCAAGAAAGCGCGUUCGACAUUACUAAAUACAACCCCGAUAGUCUCCACGACGCGGCCAAGGACAAGUUCAUCGCUCUGGAUCAAGACAAAUGCCAAUUCGUCUACCAGAUGUGCAGGGCCAUCAAUGCGAAGAACGUCGUCGAGGCCGGUACCAGUUUCGGCGUGAGCACCAUAUACUUGGGUUUAGCAGUAACCAGAAACAUCGAAGCCACGGGGGGCGCUGGCACCGUCAUCGGUACAGAACACGAGCCCGAAAAGGCACAAACAGCUCGAGGAUAUUGGGCAGAGGCCGGAGAAGCGGUUUCGAGACACAUCGACUUGAGGGUCGGGGACCUUCGUGAGACGUUGAAGACCAAUUUACCCAUGAUCGAUUUACUUCUCAUUGAUAUUUGGGCACCAAUGACCCUUCCCGCCCUAAAGAUCGUCAUGCCAAAACUACGAUACGGGGCCGUCGUCAUUGUCGACAACACCAUCGGCUCCGCCGUCAGAUACAAGGAAUUACUCGACUUUAUGAGAGCCCCGAAUAGUGGAUUCACCAAUCUGACGCUGCCAUACACCAAAGGACUCGAAAUGAGUCUGUAUAUGCCCUCUCGGAUGUAGGAUUGGGUCGAGUUGUCCGGUGGCCACAUUUUCUGUACUGAUUCGAAUUGACCAUGAUGAGCACAGUGGAUUUGCUAGUCCAAAGCAUUCCAGGACGAGAUGGCGGAAGGGCUUGCUAUGUUUGAAGCUCGUAUGACCACAGUGCGGAAGCUGCUGCCGUCAAGGGAGAAAUCCAAGAUGGCGAAAAGUGGAUAGAAAAGAAGAGUGAGACACAAAAUAAAACGACCAGACUUUAGAGCAGAACAAUCGAAA